Messenger RNA from Daucus carota subsp. sativus, 1519 nucleotides. RefSeq names its product gamma conglutin 1. Gene Ontology annotation, biological process: proteolysis. Bases 134 to 1423 code for a protein of 429 amino acids. The transcript has a single exon. Gene Ontology annotation, molecular function: aspartic-type endopeptidase activity. Lineage: Eukaryota; Viridiplantae; Streptophyta; Magnoliopsida; Apiales; Apiaceae. The record is from RefSeq and is a predicted model, not a curated record.
UAAUAAGCUCCAAAUUUAUUACUAAAAACCAAAUUCUUUUGUCACUGAUUUCGACAUGCAUCUCCUAACUCGAAUACAUGAUAAAUAUAUAUAAAUACUAUCUAAGUUAUUUCAUUUCCACAAAGCUUCUACUAUGGCUACUUCAAUCCUUAAAAUUUUGGUGGUCUUCCUCUCUAUCCUAUCACCUGGUGUGCUAUCCAAAUAUCAACUCCCCUUUCAGCUUGACACCCUUGUGCUUCCGGUGACUAAAGAUAGUGCAACGAGUCUCCAUGUAACAAAUAUUCAGAAAGGAACUCCUCGUGCAGCAACUCCGCUUCUCGUUGAUCUAAGCAACAAGUUUUUAUGGAUUGACUGUGAAAGAAACUACACAUCCACAACUUAUCAAUUUCCAUUUUGUCAUUCCACUCAGUGCUCUAGAGUGGGUAAUCACUACUGCCACAACUGCUCGGCUCCGGCUAGGCCAGGUUGCCAUGACAACGCAUGUGCUGUAAUGACCACAAACCCCCUCACCCACUGGAAUGUCUUAGGUGAACUAGGCCAAGACAUUGUCUCGAUUCAACUGGCCCAUGGGCCGACAUCUGGUGUGUUUGUUGAUGUCCCUCAGUUCAUCUUUUCAUGCGCUCCAUCUAGAUUAUUGGCAGGGCCUUUACCAAAAGAUGUGGUGGGAGUAGCUGGUUUAGGGCAUAAUCCGGUUGCAAUACCACACCAGCUUGCUUCACAUUUUGGAUUUCGACCAAAAUUUGGCUUGUGUCUCCCUUCAUCUAAUAAAGGUAACGGGGUCAUUUUCUUCGGAAAAGGACCUUAUGAGCUUGAUCCUGGAUAUGAUACUGUUUCGCAUCCAAUAGUAGGGUAUACUCCCCUAACUAUUGGCCCUAGAGGAGGGUAUCACAUACAAGUGACUGCAAUAAAUAUAGGAAAAAAAGCUCUCCCAUUCGACAUCUCUUCGUUCUUCAGAACCAAACGAGGGUCCUUCGCUAAAGCUUUGAUUAGCACCACAACACCUUAUACCACACUCCAUCACUCAAUUUUCAUGGCCGUAACUAAAUUUUUCGGUGAUCAGCUAUCUUGGGCGCCUCAAAUUCAACCACCAGUGUCUCCUUUCGGCUUGUGUUUCAACACCAGUAACAUAGCAACAUCGAGAAUGGGACCUGCAGCUCCGAGUAUUGACCUGCUUUUACAAAAUGAAAAUGUUACUUGGACAAUAUCUGGAGCAAACUCAUUGGUGCUGGCAAGACCUGAUGUGUGGUGCUUAGGGUUUGUGGAUGGAGGGAUAAAGCCUAGAAACCCGAUUGUGAUCGGUUCAUACCAGCUAGAGAAUAAUCUUCUCGAGUUCGAUCUCGCAAGAUCAAGACUUGGAUUUAGCAACUCUUUGUUGUUCAAACGUACAACUUGUGCUACCUUCAACUUCACCUCUACCCCGUAGACUACAUGUGUGUGGCUAAACUAUGAAACUUGCUUCUACCCUGUUUGUAAUAUUAAUAUGCAAUAAUGUUGAGUAGUUACCGACUACUUUUUAAUA